GAUAUUUAUAGUCAUAUGUACAUAUUUAUCAUAUAAGUUGUUCCCAAUAACUAGAUUUUUCUUUCAUUCUCUCUCAUUCUUUUUCCUUAAUCUCUUUUCUUCUGUUUCUCUUUGGAAAACACAAAGAUGGAAGCAACCCAGCGAAGAAGACACCCAAGAAAGCAAGCAAAAAACGCCAUUUUUGACUGUGAAGAAGUUAGUAGCAUGCCAUGGGAGUUUAUUAACAUGAGUGAGCAAGAAGAAGAUCUUCUCUUCAGAAUGUACAGACUUGUUGGAGACAGAUGGGAUUUAAUUGCUGGACGUAUUCCAGGCAGGAAAGCAGAAGAACUAGAGAGGUUUUGGAUAAUGAGAAAAAUAGCAGAGGGUUUGACCAGAGAAUAACAGAGUAUAUGCAGAAUUCAGCUACUCCAAAUUUUUU
Molecule: messenger RNA, 418 nt
Organism: Carica papaya (papaya)
Lineage: Eukaryota; Viridiplantae; Streptophyta; Magnoliopsida; Brassicales; Caricaceae
Gene: TRY
Product: Homeodomain-like superfamily protein
Biological process (GO): cell differentiation; regulation of DNA-templated transcription
Cellular component (GO): nucleus
Molecular function (GO): transcription cis-regulatory region binding
Source: RefSeq, a predicted model, not a curated record